This is a messenger RNA of Daucus carota subsp. sativus, 1208 nucleotides long. RefSeq lists its product as uncharacterized. Gene Ontology annotation, molecular function: DNA binding. The transcript has 7 exons. The record is from RefSeq and is a predicted model, not a curated record. Lineage: Eukaryota; Viridiplantae; Streptophyta; Magnoliopsida; Apiales; Apiaceae. Bases 364 to 1083 code for a protein of 239 amino acids.
GUUCUAUAUUAAGUUAAAAGACAAAACAUACCUUUUUCCCAAGAGUACACAGUUUGUCCUAAAAUUGGUUAAAGCGAGGUGAAGAGUUUGAGCCGGGGUUUCAAGGACUACGCAGUUAUGGCAUUUCAUGAUAAUGAGGUUCCAAGGAUUUUUAAAGUGGCGUUGAAGGACACUUGUUUAAGUGGUGUGAUGACCCUUCCUAAGAAGUUUUCUGAGUAUACUGGUAGAAUUCCAGCAAGUGUACAGAUUAUUUUAAAAGAUGGCUUUGAAUGGGAUGUUAAAUUCUGAAAAGAAAGGAACUCACUGCAUGGGUUAAAGGCACUUCUAGAGUACUAUGGUUGUAGCACAGGAGCAUUUCUCUUAAUGGAGUAUAAUGGAGGAGGAAGGUUUAUGUGUGAUAUAUUUCCUGCAUAUGAAGGCUGUGAAAGAUGGACAGAUGAGUGUGAUUUGCUAGGAAAGUACAUAAUGAAGAUUGUUGUUUAUCAAGGUGAUGAUUUUGAUGAGUUGUUUCUCUCUGACCGAGUUUUGGAAAAAUUUGAAAAAGCUCUUCCAAAUAUUGUGAGGCUGAGAAUAAAGAAUGGGAAGGAAUAUGUGGCAAAGUAUAGAAGGAAUGAAAAUAAGCUUACAGGCUUUAAACAACUUCAAGAUGAAAUUGAAAUUAAAUUUGGAGAUGUUGUUAUUUUAUCAUGCUGUGGUGAUGCAAUGUACACAGUGUCUGUGUUCGGGCCUGAUGGCAUGGAGAAGAUUCCAAGAAGCGCUGACAUUGUGAAAGGAGAUGUAGUCUACAAAUUUGAAAUUUGUGUGAAACCAUCGCAUCUACAACAGUACUCUCAAGGAGUGAUGGUACCAAUGAAGUUCAAAGAUAUUACAGAUGGGUGGAAACCGUUCGAAUUAAUUGAAGUUACAGAUGGAAUUAGACGUUGGAAUAUACAAAUUAAGAAGAGGAACAGUACAACUGAAUUACACAGAGGCUGGGAAAUAAUGUGGAAAGAUUUGGAAUUGAAGGCUGGAGAUACAUGUGUUUUUGAGAGCUAUGGAUCAAAAUCAAAAUUUCAUGUGAAAGUUCUUUAUUGGGUAAGUUAAGCUUGGAUUUGACAGUUGUGGUUUUAUUGAUGGUUUCUUAAGCUUGUUUCAUCAUCAAUGGCACAAACUUUAGUGCUCAUCUGUUUUGUUUGAUGGAUUUGUUUUUAUUUGCUCUUUUGGAUAUU